GAGCAUGCCGUCUCUUUGGAAUUAAAUAUAUUGUUAUGGAGUUCCAAUUUCUUGAUACGAGUUUAUGCAGAUAAGGGGGUGAGCAUUUCCAACAGGAAAUAACAUUUUAUAACUGACUCAUAUUGCGUGUGAAUUGCUGAAAAUCAUUGCAAAAUGAGCAGUAUAUCAGCAAUCAGUUCUCCAAUUCAAAUGUCUCAAUCGAGAGCUGAUGUUCCCAAGUUUGCAAUUAUACUGAACGGAAUGAAAGCAGAAAACAGCAUUGGCCCGCAAGUUCCUUCCGUUCUGACGCAAGAUCUGGUGCAAACAAAGGAUGAUGGAAAAUACAAAGAUGUUGGACAGCUUGCCAAAAUACUUCAAGAAAAGAUUAAACUUCACGCAGGAGUUGAGGCGUCAUUGUUUACUGGAAAGGAAAUCAUUGAGGAGAACCCGGCCGCAUUGAUUCCGCUCAUGUUUCGUGUCGCAGUUGAAGAGUUUUCAAAAACUUGUAAAAACGAAUUUAAAAUCAUUGAAUGUCGGCAUGAGACCAAGCUGAGUUCAAACUGGAAACCUUCCCUCUCGGACAUAUUGAUUGCUCGAAAGCAUCAAGUCAUUGUUGUGGAUCUGAAAGAGUCGUUUCUUCCAUAUACGAAUUUUGCUUAUGCAAUACUUCGUCAACUAGAUCGUGAAUGGAGGAUCAAGAUGCCUCGAUGUUUGUUUCAUCCCAAUGAUGUGUGCACUGUAGAGAAGCCCAACAAAAAUUUGAUUAUGGUGUCCCCGUCAAUGCCUGAUGGUGACUUCAAACUGUCCGGAAUUGCAAGUCCGUUCCAGUACAAAUUACUCACCAUGUUCAAAUUGGGCUGCAUGGACGCCUUAAAGAACCAGUUACAAAUGAGAGACCUCCGCAUUGGAAAAUUUGAAGACAUUGUCGCAGACAUUGCCCGAAUUCGAACCAUUUACAGACGGGCCCAACGCUGGUUACUCCUGGGACAAGAAAUUCAGAUCGGUUCUGAUUCCUGCAUGGAAUUGCUCAAACAGAUGGAAUCAGUCCUGAGUGCGAAUCUGACCACGGCAGCCAAUAUCGAAGACAUUGGACAGCGGCUUUUCUCCUCAAACACGGAUGAAUCCGCGAAGCAGCAAGGAAACCGGAUGGAUUUCAACCGUGAAGAAAGGUUUCCUUCGCAAGGUGCAACCACAGCCCAGCAACGCGAUGCCAAGGGCGCUGACUUGUUUCCGGCGUCUAACACAAAAUCAUACUUUGACCUAUCUCCAUCCGGAGACCAACCACCAGCUCAUAAUUUGUCUGCACAAUUCUCGUUGGCGGACGAAAAGCUUCGAACGCAAUUUGAAAGAAUUGAAAUGAUGCUAUCGUCUGGAAAUCGUGAAUAAAAUAUUCAGCUGCAUGAACCUAAAUAAAUAAAAUAACCUGACAUGGAUAUACAUAUGUACACGCGUAUUUAUUAUAACAAUACAUAUAUAUAGAAAUAUGCAUGACCAACUCGUGUACAAUUAAACACUAAACGCAAAUAAUAUAAAUGUCUAAACACCUUUUGUACAUGUAUAUUUGUAUGCAUUGCUGGACAAAGGAACAACUGAAAAUAGAAUAAUUAAUAACAAAACACAAAAUCAACCAAAGAAA
Folsomia candida is the source of this 1615-nucleotide messenger RNA. RefSeq lists its product as uncharacterized. The transcript has 5 exons. The coding region runs from base 154 to 1365 and encodes 403 amino acids. NCBI's taxonomy places the organism in Eukaryota, Metazoa, Arthropoda, Collembola, Entomobryomorpha, Isotomidae. The record is from RefSeq and is a predicted model, not a curated record.